Messenger RNA from Catharus ustulatus (Swainson's thrush), 843 nucleotides. Its product is annotated as homeobox protein Hox-D8. Gene Ontology annotation, molecular function: DNA-binding transcription factor activity, RNA polymerase II-specific; RNA polymerase II transcription regulatory region sequence-specific DNA binding. The record is from RefSeq and is a predicted model, not a curated record. Gene Ontology annotation, cellular component: nucleus. NCBI's taxonomy places the organism in Eukaryota, Metazoa, Chordata, Aves, Passeriformes, Turdidae. Gene Ontology annotation, biological process: regulation of transcription by RNA polymerase II. The transcript is spliced from 2 exons. Bases 1 to 843 code for a protein of 280 amino acids.
AUGAGCUCCUACUUUGUCAACCCGCUGUACUCCAAGUACAAGGUGGCGGCGGCGGCGGCGGCGGCGGCGGCGGGGGAAGCCAUCAAUUCCCCGUACUACGACUGUCACUUCGCACCCGAGGUGAGCGGCCGACACGCCGCUGCCGCCGCCGCCGCUGCCGCCGCCGCUCUGCUCUACGGGAACGGCGGGGCCGCCGCCGGCUUCGCGCACCCCGCGCCCGGCGGGGCGGGGGGCGGCGGCGGAGCGGCCGCGGACUUUUACCACCCGGCCGGGGGGAGCCCCACGGCCGCCUACCAGCCGCCUCCUCCUCCCCCCGCCGCGCCUCCGCCUCCUGCCCCCUGCAGCGGGGUUACCUGUCACGGGGAGCCCGCUAAAUUUUACGGAUACGAUAACUUACAGAGACAGCAGAUUUUUACGACACAGCAAGAGGCCGAGCUGGUACAAUAUCCUGACUGUAAAUCGUCCAGUGCUAAUAUUGGCGAGGAACCAGACCACUUAAAUCAGAGCUCGUCUCCUGCUCAAAUGUUUCCCUGGAUGAGACCACAAGCAGCGCCGGGUAGGAGGAGAGGAAGACAAACAUACAGCCGAUUCCAGACUCUAGAGCUGGAAAAGGAGUUCCUAUUUAACCCCUAUCUGACCAGGAAGAGAAGGAUCGAGGUGUCUCACGCUCUAGGACUCACCGAGAGGCAGGUAAAGAUCUGGUUUCAGAACAGGAGGAUGAAAUGGAAAAAAGAGAACAACAAGGACAAAUUCCCCGCUUCCAGACAGGAGGGAAAGGAAGGGGAGGCCAAAAAGGAAGCACAUGAUCUGGAAGAAGACAGAGCCGAAGGCCAGACGAAUUAA